AUGAAAUUAUUAUUAUCAACUUUAAUUUUACUUUUAUCAAAUAACUAUCUUCCUCAAGUAUUAUCUUGUGAUAGUCAUGAAGGUAGUGGUAGCCAUAGUAGUAGUGAUAGUAUUGGUUUACCACCAAUUUGUAUUGAUUAUCAAUGUGAUGCUCCUGUUAAUGCACCCUGUUCAUUUGAUUUAACAAAAGUCGACAUGUGUGAACAAGGCUUCUUUUGUAUGCCUGUUUGGGCUAACAGUGGCAGCCAAAGUGGUAGUCAAAGUGGUAGCCAAAGUGGUAAUAGUAGCCAAAGUGUAGACUCAAGCCAAAGUGGUAGCCAAAGUGCAAGCUCAAGCCAAAGUGGUAGCCAAAGUGAAAGCUCAAGCCAAAGUGGCAGUCAAAGUGCAAGCUCAAGCCAAAGUGGUAGUCAAAGUGAAAGCUCAAGCCAAAGUGGUAGUCAAAGUGCAAGUUCAAGCCAAAGUGGUAGUCAAAGUGAAAGCUCUAGCCAAAGUAGCGGUUCAAGUUCAAGUGGAUUCCCAAAUUUUGGUGAAGCCACUUGUGUUCCAAAGGUAAAUGUUGGUGGUAGUUGUACUGUUGUGUUUGGAAAAAUUUCAAAUUGUUUUGAAGAUUUAAUUUGUGUCAAUGGUACAUGUCAAGAAGAUAAAAAAGGAACUUUAAAUUUUGGCCAAGAUUGUGAAUCCAAUGAUGAUUGUGCAAGUGGUAAUUGUAAAGAUGAUAAAUGUUCAUCACCAACCAUUUGUAUCGAUGGUGUUUAUGAUACAACUGCUUGCUCAUUCGGUCAAUAUUAUCGUUGUGAUUCUUCAUUACCAAAUCAAGGUGAAUGUGUUGAAUGGUUAGAGGAAGGUGAUGAAUGUGAUUCAAGUUUCCAAUGUUCUUAUGAUAUGAUAUGUUCUGUUAACCCAACUGAUGAUGACUCUGAUAGUUCAUUUGAUUCUAGUUCAAAUUCUAAUUCUGGCUCAAACUCUAACUCUGGUUCAAACUCAAAUUCUAAUUCUGGUUCAAACUCUAACUCCAAUUCUGGUUCAAACUCCAACUCUAACUCUGGUUCAAACUCUACAUCCGAUAGUGGUUCAAACUCUAAUUCUGGUUCAAACUCCAACUCUAACUCUGGUUCAAACUCCAACUCUAACUCUGGUUCAAACUCCAACUCCAACUCUGGUUCAAACUCUACAUCCGACAGUGGAUCAAACAAUAGUAAUAACAGUGACAAUUCUAAUUCAUUACUCCGUGAUGCUCAAAGUGGAAGUAACUCAAUGUCAGAAAGUGGAUCAUCUGCAUCAUCUAAUUCCUCCUCAUCAGAUUCAUCAGCCUCAGGCUCUUCAUCUGCAUCAGGUUCUUCAUCAGCCUCUGGUUCUUCAUCAGCCUCUGGUUCUUCAUCAGCUUCUGGUUCUUCAUCAGCUUCUGGCUCUUCAUCAGCUUCUGGUUCUUCAACAUCUUCAUCAUCAAGUGGUCCAGGUAAAAGAGUUAAAUACUGUAGAAGACAAUUCACAAAGAAAGAAGGUGAACAUUGUUCAUUAUAUAAUCCAACUCCAUUAAAAAUUAAAGAAAAUGCAACUCUUACAAGUUACAGCAAUUUAUUAAAUAGAAUGGAUUGUGACUUAACUCAAGGAUUAGUUUGUGAUUACAAUGGUGUUUGUAAUAAAUUAAUCACUGGUGCUGAUUGUUCAAAUGAUGUAACAGUAUGUAGCUUAGAUUAUGAAAAAUGUAUUUGUGAUAAAUCAUCAUCUUCUGCUUCAUCAUCUUCUGCUUCAUCUUCUAUCUCUUCAUCUUCUGCUUCAAAUUCUUCCUCAUCAUCAAAUUCUGGAUCAAAUUCAACUGCAUCAUCAUCAAAUGGUGAUCUAUCAUCAAGUGCAUCAAAUUCAAACUCUACUGAUUUGCUUUCAAGUGGAUCGAAUUCAACUGCAUCAUCAUCAUCAUCACCAUCAUCAUCUAGUGGUGAUUUAUCUUCAAGUGGUUCUAAUAGUGGAUCAAAUUCAACAUCAUCAUCAACAAGUGGCAGUGAAAUUUCAACAGCCAAAUGUGUCCCAAUUGCUAAUUACAAUUUACAAUGUCAAGAAAGUUUAACUAAAAUUACUCAAUGUGCACUUGAUAAUGAAUGUAAUCUUGGUGUACCAUUAACAAAUGGUAGUUGUAUGGUUGAAAACUGUAUUCAAUUCAUUUGUGAAAGUCCAUGUUUCGCAACUCCACUCACUUGUACAAAGAAUGAUAUUUGUAGAUUCUAUUAUGGUGGUUCUUCAUCAGCUUCAUCAACUACCUCUUCAAACUCAACAUCAUCAUUUGACUCAUCCUCAAAUUCCACUGAUUCAAGUUCAUCAUUCUUUUUAACACCUUCUUUUUCUUUAAUCGUUUUCAUCUCAUCUUUAAUCAUUUUAACUUUUUCAUUAUAA
Messenger RNA from Dictyostelium discoideum AX4, 2388 nucleotides. RefSeq lists its product as hypothetical. Bases 1 to 2388 code for a protein of 795 amino acids. The record is from RefSeq and is a predicted model, not a curated record. NCBI's taxonomy places the organism in Eukaryota, Evosea, Eumycetozoa, Dictyosteliales, Dictyosteliaceae. The transcript is spliced from 2 exons.